Pollicipes pollicipes is the source of this 855-nucleotide messenger RNA. RefSeq names its product pheromone-regulated protein PRM7-like. The transcript is spliced from 3 exons. The coding region runs from base 1 to 855 and encodes 284 amino acids. The record is from RefSeq and is a predicted model, not a curated record. Lineage: Eukaryota; Metazoa; Arthropoda; Thecostraca; Pollicipedomorpha; Pollicipedidae.
AUGCCUGAUCCGGACUCCAAGCGGAGAGGCGGCUACUACGGAGACUGGCUCCAUCAAGUCCAGACGACGCGAGCAGCGGCGCGCUCGGAUCCGACCACGCGGGUCUGCGACCCGGCGCGCUCGGAUGCGGCCACGCGGGUAUGCGACCAGGCGUGCUCGGAUCCGACCACGCGGCUGUCCUACCCGGCGUGCUCGGAUGCGGCCACGCGGGUAUGCGACCAGGCGCGCUCGGAUGCGGCCACGCGGGUAUGCGACCAGGCGCGCUCGGAUCCGACCACGCGGUUGUCCUACCCGGCGUGCUCGGAUGCGGCCACGCGGGUAUGCGACCCGGCGCCCUCGGAUCCGACCACGCGGGUAGGAGACCCGGUGCGUUCGGAUGCGGCCACGCGGGUGUCCUACCCGGCGUGCUCGGAUCCGGCCACGCGGGUAUGCGACCAGGCGCGCUCGGAUGCGGCCACGCGGGUGUCCUACCCGGCGUGCUCGGAUGCGGCCACGCGGGUAUGCGACCAGGCGCGCUCGAAUCCGACCACGCAGGUAUCCUACCCGGCGUGCUCGGAUCCGGCCACGCGGGUAUGCGACCAGGCACGCUCGGAUCCUACCACGCGGGUAUGCGACCAGGCGCGCUCGGAUGCGGCCACGCCGGUAUGCGACCAGGCGCGCUCGGAUCCGACCACGCUGGUAUGCGACCAGGCGCGCUCGGAUCCGACCACGCGGGUAUGCGACCAGGCGCGCUCGGAUCGGAUCACGCGGGUAUGCCGCCAGGCGGGCUCAGAUCCGACCACUCGGGUAUGCGACCAGGCGCGCUCGGAUGCGGCCACGCGGGUGCGCGGUCCGGUGCGCUGUCCUCGCCAGUGA